UAAUGUUCAAGGACAAACCAGAGAGGGAAGGUAGCUGGGAUCGAUAACUGAGUUUACAAUCCCAAUACGAUAGAGAACCUUUUCAGAUCUGUUACCUCAGAUUUCCUUUUCUUCAGUUUCUCUCCCAGAGAAACUCAAAGCUCGCCGUGAGAUUUCUGUAGAGGGACCCAGUCUCUGCUUCUCCAGCUCUUCCGCAAAUCGAACAAGAUAACAACCUCUGGGCAGUCAUUGCCUUCCUCUGCUUCUGCAGAAAUUCCUCAAUCUUUCUUCCAGACGUAAUCUAGUUUCUAAGUUAAAUUUAUAGUUGACCCUCUCACCAGAUCACCACUUUCUCUGAAUUGAUCUCAAAACAUUGGAAUAUCGUAUCUAUAUCUAAAUCAAAUAAUUCAAAAUGGGUCUCUCAAGCCUCCCUGCUCCAUCUGAAGGAGUUCUCUGCAUCCUCAUAGUAAACACAGCUCUAUCCAUCUCAAUCUUCAAAGGCAUACUCCGGUCCAUCCUUCACAUAGUUGGCAUCAGAUUAUCAUCAACAUCAUCAGAUACCGAUGAGACCACACCAGAGUCAUUUAUGUUCAAUUUAACCCCAUCAAAUACCUUGAUAGAGGAAUUCCGGAACCGAACUCCGGCGAUCCGGUUUGGCUCUGUCUUCAAAUGCCAAUCUGAACAAGAGUGUCCUGUCUGUCUCAAUGGAUUUGAACCGGACUCGGAGAUAAACCAUCUGUGUUGUGGCCACUUUUUCCACAAGGUUUGUUUGGAGAGGUGGCUAGAUUACUGGAACAUUUCCUGCCCACUCUGUAGAACUCCAUUGUUGCCAGAAGAAGAAGCCACUUGCAUUUGGUGAAUGUGCCAUGAAUGAGAAUUGAGAAGCUCACCUGGGUUCUUUCUGGUGUGUAAGUCUCUAUACAUGGAUCCCAUAUCACUCAAUGUCGAGUCAGUGUACAUAGCAGUUUUGUACAGGACUUUAAUGUUAGCGACUAGGUUGUUUGUCUGUGUUUUUGCCGCGUAUUUUUUCAAGGCUCCUUGUAACCUUGUAACCUUGUACGCGGCUGCUUUGUAACAGAAGUUAUAUUGUACAUAGAGAAGUUCUCAUCCUAAAUGAUCUCUUUUUGAGUA
This is a messenger RNA of Macadamia integrifolia, 1110 nucleotides long. Its product is annotated as probable E3 ubiquitin-protein ligase XERICO. NCBI's taxonomy places the organism in Eukaryota, Viridiplantae, Streptophyta, Magnoliopsida, Proteales, Proteaceae. The coding region runs from base 392 to 838 and encodes 148 amino acids. The record is from RefSeq and is a predicted model, not a curated record. The transcript has 2 exons.